Zymoseptoria tritici IPO323 is the source of this 757-nucleotide messenger RNA. RefSeq lists its product as uncharacterized. Bases 65 to 757 code for a protein of 230 amino acids. Lineage: Eukaryota; Fungi; Ascomycota; Dothideomycetes; Mycosphaerellales; Mycosphaerellaceae. The record is from RefSeq and is a predicted model, not a curated record. Gene Ontology annotation, cellular component: peroxisomal membrane. The transcript has 3 exons.
UUCUCAAUCAAUCUCACCACAGCACCCCGAUGCUCACGCGGAUCCGAUAGCACCCUCCACCACCAUGUCCUCCCUCAAGAGCUUGCAGGACGCCUUUGAGAAGAUCAUCCUCGACCCUCGCUACCACGACCCGCUCGUCCUCGUCAAAGCCAUCCGCAAUGGCGCAGUCUACGGCACCAAAGUCCGCUUCCCUCACGCUCUCGUCAUGAUCUUCCUCUUCCGCUCCGGCACCUUGCGAGAAAAAGCCCGCCUCGUCUUCAAUGCGACCCGACAACACGCCAGCAAUCUCGCACGCUUCGCUUUCCUCUACAAAGGCAGUAUGCUCGCCCUACGUAAGACCAACGGCGGCAAGGAAGUCGGCGCGCACCAUUUCCUCGCCGGCCUGUUCGGUGGAUACUGGGUGUUUGGUCAAUCCGCCAACAGCGUCAACCAGCAGAUCGUCAUCUACGUGUUCGCGCGUGUGGUGCUGGCGUUGGCGAAGCUGGCGGUCCAACCACCCGGGGAUAACAGCCUGGUCGGCAGCCACUACGGCGGACGCGGCGGGAUCGGCAUCUUCAAGCUCACACCUGAGCAGGCCGCGACGAUACGGAAGUACAGCUGGCCGGCAUUUGCAAGUUUGAGUUGGGCGAGCGUCAUGUGGCUGUUUGAGAGCUAUCCGGAAACGCUGCAGAACAGUCUGCGGAGCAGCAUGUACUACAUAUACGCGAAUUCGGAAAAAUGGGACAGCUCCCGCAACUUCUUGCUGCACAAUAAAUGA